Messenger RNA from Pisolithus orientalis, 339 nucleotides. RefSeq lists its product as uncharacterized. The record is from RefSeq and is a predicted model, not a curated record. The annotation marks the transcript as partial. NCBI's taxonomy places the organism in Eukaryota, Fungi, Basidiomycota, Agaricomycetes, Boletales, Pisolithaceae. The transcript has 2 exons.
AUUCUUGUAAACCCAACCAGCAGGCCAAUGAAAUGGAGGGCUGUUGAUUGGUGUGUUGAGCUGAACAACCUGUUCAUGAAGGUGAAGAAUGGAGGGAAGGGCUCAAAACAUUCAGUUGAAUGCAUAAUCCUUGAAUCACCACUCAUUCAGGUCUAUCAAAAUCUCCAGGGAUUAGUACAACAAAAUUUCAGUCAUACACACCUAACAACCAGCCAUGCAGCACCAGACAUGAGAAAAACCUUCACAAAGAUCCAAGAACAACUAGUAUUAAAUUCACUGCAUGUAGUUUGUCUUGGCAGGAAAACUUGCCAUCAAGUGGAAGACCUAUAUGACAAAGGA